Messenger RNA from Aedes albopictus (Asian tiger mosquito), 4416 nucleotides. RefSeq lists its product as uncharacterized. Lineage: Eukaryota; Metazoa; Arthropoda; Insecta; Diptera; Culicidae. Gene Ontology annotation, biological process: DNA integration. Gene Ontology annotation, molecular function: nucleic acid binding; zinc ion binding. Bases 1 to 4416 code for a protein of 1471 amino acids. The record is from RefSeq and is a predicted model, not a curated record. The transcript has 3 exons.
AUGGCACCCCGUGAGAAGAAGACGCCUACGCUGAAGCUGUUGAUGGUCCAGCUUAAGAACAUCCAAACAUCCCUGGACGACAUUUGGAGAUUUGUUCAGGAUUUCCAGCCAACCUGUACUGCAAGUGCCAUCAACGUUCGCCUGGACAGUAUCGAUGAGCUGUGGAAGAACUACAGAGCGAUUCUGAAUGAGGUCCAAGCUCAUGACGAAUUUGAGGAUGAGGAAGGGGCAUAUGAUACGGCUAGGUUAUUGUAUAGCGAUAGAUAUUAUAAUUGUAAAUCCUUACUUAUGGAUAAGGCCAAGGAAUUCGUGGGACCCGAUGAAGGAAAUCAGUCCAUACGAGGAAACGAAACUUUGCUUCAUGGGCAUGGCACGUUGGAUCACGUUCGUCUCCCACAAAUCAAGCUCCAAGUAUUUGACGGGAACAUCGAUGAAUGGAUUAGCUUUAGAGGUUUGUACACUUCUCUAAUCCAUAGAAAAACGGACUUACCAGAGGUUGAGAAGUUUCAUUACCUGAAAGGGUGUCUUCAAGGUGAACCCAAGGGCUUGAUCGAUCCAUUGAAGCUAACAGAGGCCAACUAUCAGGUAGCUUGGGACUUGCUGCUUAAAAGGUACGAUAAUAGCAAGCAGUUGAAAAAGCGCCAGGUGCAAGCGCUAUUCAACUUACCUUCGUUGUCUAAGGAGUCUGUGGUGGACUUGCAUUCUCUGAUGGACGGAUUCGAGAGGGUCGUGAAAAAUUUGGAUCAGGUGAUCAAACCAGAGGAAUACAAGGACCUGCUACUUGUUAACCUGCUGACUACACGGCUGGAUCCAAUCACUCGUAGAGGUUGGGAGGAGCAAUCUUCAACGAAGAAUAAGGAUACGUUGGCAGACAUCACCGAUUUCAUACAUCGACGAAUUCGGGUUCUGGAAUCGCUGCCAGUGAAGGCUUUGGAUACCAAGGGGUCUCACCAAAUGCAACAACCGAUAAGACAGAAGGCGUCAACUGUGAAGGCCAGUUACGGAGCUGUCCAGUCGUCUGGGGGACGAUGUCCGGUAUGCAAGGAGACUCACCAACUUUAUCAGUGUGCAGCUUUCCAACGGAUGUCGGUGCGCGACAGGGAAGCAGUAUUGAGGUCGAAUUCGCUGUGCAGAAAUUGCUUGAGAUCAGGUCAUCAAGCUAGGGAAUGUACGUCGAAGUAUUCAUGCCGUAGUUGCAAAAAACGCCAUCACACUAUGGUGUGCUUCAAGCCGGAGAAAGACGGAGCAGUAAAGGUCACUGCAGCUACCGGAAGUAGCAAUCCGUCUACUUCAUCGGAUCCUGAUGAGUCUGCUGGUGCAAGCUCUUCUCAGGUGGUGAACAUGGUCGCCACUCAAUCCUUGGUUUCUGGUGCAGCUCAGCAUAUUUCCUCUCAAGUUCUUUUGGCUACUGUGGUCGUCAUCGUGGAAGAUGAUGAAGGUAGUCAGAUUUCGGCUCGCGCAUUACUGGAUUCCGGCUCUGAGAGUAAUUUCAUUACUGAACGGUUGAACCAACGCCUUCAAACGCAGCGACAAAGGGUAGAUAUCUCAGUCCUCGGAAUUGGUCAAGCAGCUAUGAAGGCAAAAUACAAAAUCCAGGCGAUGGUUUGCUCUCGAGUUACGGAUUUCUCUCGGAACGUAAGCUUCCUGGUACUUCCGAAGGUUACAGCAGAUUUGCCUACGGCGAAGGUGAACACGGAAGGAUGGACGAUACCUGACGGGGUCAGCUUGGCAGAUCCAGCCUUUUUUGAUCCUAGUGCAGUGGACAUGGUGCUCGGUAUUGAGCACUUCUUCGAUUUCUUCGAAUCUGGCCGAAGAAUUCAGCUUGGAGAACAAAUGCCGACACUCAAUGAAUCGGUAUUCGGAUGGGUGGUUUGUGGAGGUCUAACAAGGUCCAUCGAAGGUCUACGAGUCCACUGUAACACGGCAUCUACGGCAAAUUUAGAAGAAUUGGUCGCUCGAUUUUGGGCUAGCGAGGAAAUUGGCGCUACAAAAGUACUUUCAUCAGAGGAAAAAAUGUGUGAAGAACUUUUCCUACGGUCGGUUUGCAGGGAUUCUGAUGGUCGAUAUUCUGUCUCUCUGCCAAAGGAUGAAGACAUUGUUUCCAGAAUGGGCGAGUCACGGGACAUCGCAUUUCGGCGUUUACAAGGCACAGAACGCAGAUUGGCGAGGGAUGCCGAUCUGAAGGAGCAAUAUCAUCAGUUCAUGACGGAGUACGUGAAACUAGGGCACAUGACCAAGGUAGAGGAGUUUGGAGAAUCAAGGAAACGAUGCUAUUUGCCACACCACCCGGUGAUUAAGGAAGCUAGUACCACCACAAAAUUGCGAGUGGUGUUCGACGCCUCAUGCAAGACAUCGACAGGAACUUCGCUCAACGAUUCGUUGCUGGUUGGCCCAAUCGUCCAAGAGGAUCUGCGAUCUAUCAUGCUCCGGAGUAGAAUGAAGCAGAUAAUGCUAGUGGCCGACGUAGAAAAGAUGUUCCGGCAAAUUUUCAUAUUGCCGGAGGACCGGCAUUUGCAAUGUAUUCUAUGGCGAUUCGACCCGGCUGAUACGGUGGACGUUUAUGAACUUAACACAGUCACGUACGGGACGAAACCGGCGCCUUUUUUAGCAACACGUACUUUAAACCAAUUAGCCAUGGAUGAAGAACAGCAAUAUCCACUUGCUGCGAAGGCUGCCACCGAAGACACGUAUAUGGAUGACGUCAUAACGGGAGCUGAUACGGUUCAAGUAGCCUGUGAACUUCGUGCACAACUGGAGGAAAUGACUACGAAGGGAGGAUUUAGACUCAGGAAAUGGGCGUCUAAUCACCCGGCGGUUUUGGAAGGAAUUUCUGAGGAUAAUUUGGCUAUUCGUUCAUCGGAAGGCAUCAACUUGGAUCCGGAUUCGACCGUUAAAACUCUUGGUUUGACGUGGAUGCCGAACACGGAUCAACUUCGGUUCAACUUCGAUUUUCCAUCGUGUCCAUCUUUUCAACAACUAUCCAAGCGGCAAGUUUUAUCGAUGAUUGCAACUCUUUUUGAUCCGUUGGGCGCAGUAAUUACCACGGCAAAGACAAUCAUGCAGUAUUUGUGGAAAUUCAGAAACGAAAAGGACCAGGCGUUGGACUGGGACCAGCCCUUACCAUCAACGGUGGGUGAGAUGUGGAAGUCUUAUUAUGACCAACUUCCCCUGCUGAACGAUGUUCGUAUCGAUCGUUGUGUGGUCAUUCCGAUGGCAACGAAGAUCGAAAUCCAUUGUUUCUCCGAUGCAUCAACGAAGGCGUAUGGUGGGUGUGUCUACAUCAGAAGUCAAGACGGAUAUGGAAGGAUAAGGGUUCGGCUGCUGUCUUCAAAAUCAAAGGUUGCACCCUUGAAAACACAGUCGAUUCCGAGGCUGGAAUUGUGCGGCGCGCUCUUAACGGCACAGCUCUAUGGAAAGGUUCGCGAAUCUGUCAAAAUUCCAGUCCAGGCCUUCUUCUGGGUUGACUCAACCUGCGUUUUGCGAUGGAUUCAAUCGUCACCGGACGUGUGGAAUACUUUCGUGGCCUACCGAGUAGCAAAAAUUCAAACUAUCACCGAAUCGUCCCAAUGGUCACAUGUUUCAGGCAAGGAAAACCCAGCCGAUUUGAUAUCCAGAGGGAUUUCUCCAGGAGAUAUUGUUAAAAACGUGUUCUGGUGGGAAGGACCUGAAUGGUUGAAGCAGAAUCGCGAAUAUUGGCCGCAUACAACAGUAGAGCUGGUUCCGGAGGAGGUGAAUCAGGAGCGACGACGGACUAUGGUGACUUGUACAGCUUCGUUAGAUGCUGAAUUCAACGAUUGGUAUUUGGGAAAGUUUUCGUCCUAUUCUGAUCUGAUCCGGAAAACUGCGUAUUGGUUGCGAAUAAUGCGAAUUCUAAGGAAGGAUAUGCGAGAUGGAGUUGCUGCCAAGGACCCAUUAUCGAAUGAAGAGCUCAAGGAGGCGGAAUUGAUCCUGACCAGCGUAGACUAUUUUGGACCCUUGUACAUCAGACCAGCGCCGCGUAAGCCAACUGUUAAGGUAUACGCAGCGAUUUUCGUUUGUCUUUCCACCAAGGCGGUCCACUUAGAGCUGGUGACAGAUUUAACUACCGAUCGGUUUAUACAAGCCUUACGUCGCUUCAUUGCCAGAAGAGGAAAUUGCCAAGACAUCUACUCCGACAACGGAACUAAUUUUGUCGGCGCUAGGAAUAAGAUGAGAGACUUGUUGCAGUUACUGAAAGCACAUGAUCACCGUGACAAGUUGACCAGGGAAUGCAACGAGGAGGGUAUCCGGUGGCACUUCAGCCCGCCAGGUUCACCUCAUUUCGGAGGAUUGUGGGAGGCAGCUGUGCGUUCAGCAAAAAACCAUCUCCUCAAGGUCAUAGUUGGAGGCAGUAGUAGCACGCAAAACUAUAAACCGAAAGCCCGUCGAGAUCUAUGA